AUGAACAUGUCCCUCGGUUUGUCUUUGGCUGCCCGAGGCUCCAAGUUCCUGGUGUGCGGCCCCACGGUGCACCAGGCUUGCGGGGAGAACAUGUACGUCAAAGGCUACUGCUUCCUCCUGGACCAGAGCCUCCGGCAGCUCCGGCGCAUCCCGGACAGUCUGCCAGAGUGCCCCAAAAAUGGCACAGACAUAGUGCUCCUCGUCGACGGCUCGAGCAGCAUUAAGCAUGAGGAUUUUACAAAGAUGAAGACGUUUCUCUCUGAGAUCAUGAAGCGUUUCCACAGCACCAACACGCAGUUCGCCCUCAAGCAGUAUUCGCACAGAUUUAGAGAUCACUUCGACUUCUCAGAGUACAGGAGCAGUCGUGACCCUGAUCAACUUCUCCAGGGGGUUGAGCAGCUUCGUGGAUCGACGUACACGGCCAGCGCCAUCCGGGAAGUGGUGCAGGAGCUGUUCAUCUCUGGGAGAGGCGCUCGGGAUGAGGCCACCAAAGUUCUCAUUGUGAUCACAGAUGGGAAGAAAUUAAAUGACCCGCUUUCUUAUUCAGACACCAUCCCCGAGGCUGAGAGAGCUGGAAUCAUCCGCUACGCCAUCGGGGUCGGCGAGGCCUUCUUCAAUGAAACUGCCCAACAGGAGCUCCAUGUGAUCGCCUCUGAGCCCACCAACGAGCACGUCUUCCGGGUGGACAGUUUCGAUGCCCUCCAGGGCAUCCGGAGCCAGCUGCAGGAGAAGAUCUUCGUCAUCGAAGGCACCCAGUCCCAGAACAGCAGCUCCUUCCAGCUGGAGAUGGCUCAGGAAGGAUUCAGCUCCCUGCUGUCCCCUGACGGGCCUGUGCUGGGAGCGGUGGGAGCCUAUGACUGGUCCGGUGGGAUAUACCUGUACGGGAGAGGCAGAAAGCCGAGCUUCAUCAACGUAUCCAGAACCUCCACUGACAUGAAUGAUACUUACCUCGGUUAUUCGUCUCAGGUCAUCACAGCCAAUGGGCAGAGCAGCUACGUGGUCGGGGCCCCUCGCUAUCAACACACCGGCAAAGUCGUCCUGUUCAGCCGAGAUACCAACAGCGGAAAAUGGACACCCAGAUCGGAGCAGUUGGGAGAGCAGAUUGGCUCGUAUUUCGGGGGUACACUGUGUGCUGUGGACCUCGACAGAGAUGGGAACACGGACCUGGUUCUAAUUGGAGCCCCCAUGUACUAUACACCUCUGAAUGAAGGACGGGUCUAUAUCUGCCCCAUUAACUGGCUGGGGGUGAUGCAGAACUGCAGCAAGACACUGCAGGGGCAGACAGGGAAGACGUUCGGGCGCUUUGGGGCCAGCAUGUCUGAAAUCGGGGACAUCAGCGGGGACGGACAGACGGACGUGGCCAUCGGGGCCCCCAUGGAGAACGACAAUUGUGGGGCCUUGUACAUCUUCCAUGGGGAAAAGGGAGGCUUCAGUCCCCAGUACAGAGAGCGCAUAGAGGGGUCAUUGUUUCCCAGAAAGCUGCACUUUUUUGGCCAGGCCAUCAGUGGUGGGACAGACCUGACAGGGGAUGGACUCCCAGACAUCGCGGUGGGGGCACAAGGGCAGGUCCUGCUCCUGAGGUCCCAGCCGGUGCUCAGAGUCAAGGUCUCCAUCAGCUUCCAGCCCCCCACGAUCCCCACCUCGGCCUUCGACUGCCAGGGGCAGGAGCAGCUCAACACGGAGGCCAGCAGGGCAGAGAUCUGCUUCAACAUCACUAAGAGCACCAAGAACAGCCUAGGCAACAAUAUCUCCGGCACCAUCCAGUACAGCCUGGCCCUGGACCCCGGGCGGACGAAGAUCCGAGCCGCCUUCGACUCCACCGGCCCCGUCCUGAGCAGGGAGCUGCGGCUCGGCAUCGAGAUGAGAUGUGAGACGUACCGGAUAACGUUACCUCUCUGCCCAGAGGACACCGUGACCCCCAUCACCCUGCGCCUCAACUACACCCUGACAGGGGAGUCCAUCGCUGCUGCCGGCCGCCUCAGACCCAUCCUGAGCGAGGACUCUGUGCCAGUGUCUGCAGGCUCGCUCCUGUUUCAGAAGGACUGUGGCCCGGAUGACCGCUGCGAUGAACAGUUAGAAAUCUCCUUCAAUUUCUCUGGCUUGAGCACCCUGGUGGUGGGGGUCACCCUUGAACUCAACACCACCGUCUCCAUCCAGAAUCACGGGGAGAAUUCCUACAGCAUCACGGUGCAGUUCUUCUACCCGGCCGCGCUGUCCUACCGCCGGGUCCUGCUGCUCCAGUCUAACAGGACUAUGGCUGUUAAGUGCAGCUCGGCCGUGGGCUCCGAGGAGCAGACUCAGAGGAACAGCACCUGCCACUUUGACUACCCCAUCUUCUGGAGUGGAGCUGAGGCCGUUUUCGUCACCACCUUCGAUGUCUCCUCUGAGGCCGACCUGGGGGACAGGCUGCAGAUCACGGCCAAGGCCAGCAGUGACAAUGGCGGCCCCAUCACUGAGCGCAUGAUGCACCAGGCGGAGCUGCCGGUCAAGUACGGCAUCUUCAUCAUCCUCACCAGCCUUGAGGAGUCGACCAAGUACGUCAGCUUCUCCGCCAAGGCGGCAGGGACAAGUGUGCCAGUGACACAUCGGUACGAGGUCAAGAACCUGUGGCAGCGAAGCGUCCCCAUCUCGGUCACAUUCCAGUUCCCCGUGGAGCUGAGUGGGGUCCGGGUGUGGGACGCCUCUGAGGUCGUCCCCUCCAAGCCCCAGCUGGCUCAGUGCAUCAGUGAGGCUGAAAUGCCCGGUUCGAAGGACUUUGUGAAGCAGAUGAGUGAGCACCCCCUGCUGGACUGCUCCGUGGCCACCUGUAAGAAGAUCCGGUGCAGAAUCGCCUCCCUGGAAAUGCAGCAGCCACUGGAGUUCAUGAUCAAAGGGAACGUCAGCUUCCAGUGGGUCUCCCAGACUCAGCAGCAGAAAGUGAGUCUGGUGAGCGAGGCCCGGAUUGAAUACGAGGAGAAAUACACCCAGGAGGGAUUCGUCCAGCGCCAGGUGCAGACGGUGGUGGAGCACUCCGAGGUCUAUAACUACCUGCCCAUCGUUGUGGGCAGCAGCGUGGGGGGCCUGGUCCUGCUGGCUCUCAUCACCGCAGCCCUCUACAAGCUCGGCUUCUUCCAGCGCCAGUACAAGCAGAGGAUGGAGGAUGGUGUGGAGGGCGAGGGGACUGGACUAAACCAGAGCACAACCACUGGAAACCCCCCUGCUUCUGAUAGCCCCCCAUGAGCCAACGCCCCCAGCUUCACCUCCCUCUGAGCUGCUUCACCUCCGCCCCGUUAUGUUGUCACCUCCAAGAUGCAUAAAAAUUGGUCAAUGGCCCCCCUCCCACCAACAAAAUGCAUCCAGUGCCAACUAGAGUCAAUCGUUACUCAAAUUAGGCUUGGAAGAAUUCUCUUGAUAUUUUUAUAAUUUUUAUGGAGAACGUUGAAGUUAAUUUUAGGCAUUUUUUUAAGUUCCCUUCGUUGGGAUAUGUUAGGGUUAACUAACAGACAUCGGAAGCUGCUAAUUUGCUGACAUGGCAUUAGGGGACAAAGGCAUAUGUAGGCUGUCGUUUUUUGUUUAAUAAAUAAGUUGCCUUUUUUUUUCCUGUUGCUGAUAAGAAUUUAGAAGAAUGCAGCUGCAUGAGAAAUGUAGCAGUCGAAUAAUGCCCUUUGGGUAAAAGAAGGUAAAAGAAAUGUUAUUUCCCCGUCCCUUCCUUUUCCAGCUAUAUAAAUCAGCCCUGGCUUAUGGUCCCUUUCUCCCUCCCCUGAGAAUUGCUGACCAGGAUGAUUUGUAGCAACAAGCUGUUGCAAAGAAAUGUAUUUUCAAGGUAAAAAUGUCUGUUUAAUAUGCGUAAUGCUGUGCACAAUAGAUAGGGUGGGUUUACUAACAGAAUGGGUGUUUUUAUUACUUAAUAAGGGGUUUUGGGGUGUUGUUACGGAUGUAGGCGUGUACAUACUCACUUAGACAAAAAGAAUGUGCUGUAACUAAUUCGGUGCUUACUCAAAAAUUGAAUCGAGGGGAACAAGUAUUGCAAUAAAGAAGCUCGUACUCAAAUCCGCCUUUCGGGUCAGUCUGCUGUUUUCUUCUAACAUCUGGCGUCACGAACAGGAUUCCAGGGGAGAGUUGUGCCUGAUCACCACGUCUCGCCAUGGAUUCGAUGACUGGGUGUGUCCCUAGCUGGGUGUGUGCUGGAGGCUGGAGGGCCUGGCUCAGCAGAACAGUGAUAGGGAGCCCAGGCUGGUGGAACCGGCAGGCUCAGUGGUACCCCAGUACAUCAAGGGGCAGCCCGAAGCGGGGGGCGCAACCCUUCACACCCCCCACCCAGGAUCCAUCAGCACUGGACAUCUGACAACAUCCCCAGCUGGAUGUUGAAGAUCUGAGGCGUCAUCAAGCCGGAUGGGUCCCACAGUGGUAGGUGCUUUCAGGGGAGGAUUCAGUGAUUUACCCAGAGAAAUUGAAGGAGAUUUCUAACUGGUCAUCGCAGCGGUCAUCCGUGCCACAGUCCUUCUGAAACGGGAGCUGGGGGGAGACCCAGGGGAGUAGGAUCAGAGUGGGUGGGGAGGGGGCUGCAGCACCACCUGCCAGAAUGACAACGCAGGGACCCAGGGACCCUCCCAUUACCCCAGCACCUGCCAGUCCCCUGCACCGGGGGACAGCUAAACCCAUCAUCAGCCCCCCAACCCCCGAGAAACACUCUUCCUCCUCACUCUCUGCCCAGCAGCAGUUUCACACUUCUAGGAGUGCCACGGCUGGAGGACUGGCUGGCUCGGGGGGAUGGGGAACAGGACUUGGGGUCUGUCCCCUCUAGGGGGCCCUGGCCAGAAUAAAUAUUGAAAAUUGUCCAGCAAAAAUCAUUUUUUAAUGAAAAUAUUUUGUGUUUUGGACAGAAAUGUUGGCAGCUCUGAGGAGAGGUUCAAGUGUUCCCACAGAGGAGAGAUGCCAAGGCAAAUUCAGCAUCCAUCUUUGUUGCCCUCUAGCGGCUACACUGUGUAAAGGGGUUUUAGAGGCUGCUGCUGCCUCUUAAUUUCCAGACUCUGUUUUCAAAUCCCACGGUCACUGGUUCGAUCCCUGCAGUAGACCCAGCACGGGGCCUGGCUCUGGCACCUUACCGAGCCUGCAGACACUGGCACAGAGUCCUCGCUCAGGAUGGGUGUGAGGCGGCCGGCAGCAGCGAUGGGCUCCCCCAUCAGGGUGUAGUUGAGACGCAGGGUGAUGGGGCUCACAGUGUCCUCUGGACAGAGCUGGGGAGACAGAGUGACACAUUGGGACCCUGAAGGGUAAGGGGGGUGGGGGCUGGGUGCAACCAGGAGAGAGGAUUGUUCUCUGGGUGAUUUGGGAGCGAGGGGCAGACACAGUGGGAGGGAAAGGAGACAGGACCCCCCCACACACACUCACAGGUAACGUUAUCCGGUACGUCUCACAUCUCGUCUCGAUGCCGAGCUGCAGCUCCCUGCUCAGGAAGGGGCCGGUAGAGUCGAAGGCGGCUCGGAUCUUCGUCCGCCGGGGUUCCAGGGCCAGGCUGUACUGGAUGGUGCCGGAGAUAUUGUUGCCUACAGGGGAGGAGAAACGAAGGAUAGAGAAAUUGAGAACAGGAACCUCAAGUGGAAAUGGGACACGAGGCCUUUCCCCACUAGGAGGCGCUGGCUCUGAUCCAUCCUCAGAUCAGGAGACUAGUUGGCUCAGGAGGGAGGGGAGCAGGGGGUGGGUUUGGUCUGACCUAGGCUGUCCAUGGUGCUCUUAGUGACGGUGAAGCAGACCUCUGCCCUGCUGGCCUCCGUGUUGAGCUGCUCCUGCCCCUGGCAGUUGAAGGCCGAGGUGGGGAUGGUUGGGGGCUGGAAGCUGAUGGAGACCCUGACUCUGAGCACCGGCCGGGACCUGCCAUGGGGGGGGGAACAGAACCAUCACCCAGCUGCUCUCUGCAAUGGGGCAAGGCCCCCUCCCUCCACAGAGCCUCCCACCCAGCCUGUAUGUGCUCACAGCACCCCAGGGAGACAGGUUAUGGACACGCAGCUCUGCUAGAGGAGUUCCUGGGGGGCAGAGAAGGGAGCAACAGAGCUGUCGUUGUGCCAUUAUUCAGCAGGGGGCACCAGUCUCUCUCUCUCUCUCUCUCUCUCUCUCUCUCUCUCUCUCUCUCACACACACACACACAGACACACACACACUAUACUAAGACCUUGUCUACACAGUAGUUUUUUUUCUACAAAAGGCAGCUUUUGUCCACAAAACAGUGGAGGUUCACACACUGCAAUGUGACUUUUGGCGACAAAACUCUCGUGUUUUGCCAACAACAUAAAACCACCUCGACGAGAGGCACAGAGCUUUUCAUGGCAAAGUUUUGUUGACAAAGUGCCAGUGUAAAGACUGUGCUUGGUUAUGUCGCUAUAAUUGGCCUCCUGGAGGUGUCCCACAAUGCCCUUCCUGAUAGGGUGACCAGGUGUCCGGUUUUCAACUGGAACAACCGGUGGAAAAGGGACCUUGGCGGCUCCUGUCAGCACCACCGACCGGGCCAUUAAAAGUCCAAUUGGCGGUGCUGCCGCUCUAAGGCAGGCUAGUCCAUACCUGUUCUGGCUGGCACCACCCUGCACCCUGGAAGCGGCCAGAAGGUCCAGCUCCAGGGUGGGGGGGGCACAGGGCUCCGUGCACUGCCCCUGCCCUGAGCACCAGCUCCAGCACCGCUGAGGGGGUUGGUGCCUG
Messenger RNA from Mauremys mutica (yellowpond turtle), 6669 nucleotides. RefSeq names its product integrin alpha-X-like. Bases 1 to 3219 code for a protein of 1072 amino acids. The transcript has 28 exons. Gene Ontology annotation, molecular function: integrin binding. Gene Ontology annotation, biological process: cell-matrix adhesion; cell-cell adhesion; cell adhesion mediated by integrin. The record is from RefSeq and is a predicted model, not a curated record. Gene Ontology annotation, cellular component: external side of plasma membrane; integrin complex. Lineage: Eukaryota; Metazoa; Chordata; Testudines; Geoemydidae.